Messenger RNA from Rhizopus microsporus ATCC 52813, 1188 nucleotides. Its product is annotated as ribonuclease H-like protein. Gene Ontology annotation, molecular function: exonuclease activity; nucleic acid binding. The record is from RefSeq and is a predicted model, not a curated record. Lineage: Eukaryota; Fungi; Mucoromycota; Mucoromycetes; Mucorales; Rhizopodaceae. Gene Ontology annotation, cellular component: nucleus. Bases 1 to 1188 code for a protein of 395 amino acids. The transcript has 3 exons.
AUGAUUUUACCUAAUAUCAAAUCAAAGAUACCCCUCAAUGCACGACAAGCUAUAGCGAACCGACUGUUUCAAGAGUUCAAACGUAUCUAUACGCCCAUUCUUUCCCAACAACCUUCAAUAGCCACUGAGCAUGCUGCAAGACAAGAAGAGAACAUAUUGAACACAACGGCCAAUCUGGCUGGAUACAAACAGCUCGCGAUGACCACUUUGGGCCGUUUAAAGAAGAGACCGGUGUGUGCGGGAGUUGAAGAUACGGGCAUAGACGGUGAAUGGAAAGACCUAGCAGCCAAGGAAAAAGAAAUGGAUGACUUUUUGAAUAACAUAGACAAGUGUAUAGCGAGCGUAGAGCAACUCAAGGAAUUAGGAUACCCACUACCUGAUUUACUCAAUGUUGUGCCCGAGGAGACAUUUGCAAUCACUACGGUAGGAAGCAUCGCAACUUGCGAUAGAUGCAAAAAGGAAUACAUAGUAAAGAACGUGCUGACAAAAGAAGACAUGGAGAUAUGCACAUAUCAUCCAUUACGAAUGGCGACCGUGCAAAGAAAUGGAGAAAGGAGACGAGUGUACAGAUGCUGUGGAGACUCGAUCGAUAGUAACGGCUGUACAAGAGGACCACAUGUGUAUAAGGAAGAAAGUCUAACUGUCUUGCAUCAAAAGAUACCCUUUGUGUCAGCACCUGCUCGAAAUAUCAGCGACAGCAAGACUAGGCACAAGCUGGUCGCACUAGAUUGUGAGAUGGGGUAUACAACAGCGGGUAUGGAGUUGAUCCGGUUAACAGUUGUUGAUGAACAAAAGAACAUGUUACUAGAUGAGUUGGUGCUUCCUUCAAAUAUGGUCGUUGAUCUGAACACAAGGUUCAGCGGUGUGAAAACAUUAGAAAGAGUCAAGUAUGACCUGGACGGCAUAAGGAAAAAACUGUUUGAGUACGUUGAUCAGGACACGAUCAUCGUUGGUCAUGGUCUGGAAAAUGAUAUGUGUGCACUUCGAUUGGUUCACACCAAGGUUGUAGAUACCGUCAUUCUUUAUCCUCAUAAAGCUGGGCUACCUUUUAGAAACAGCCUUCGUGGUUUAGCUUCAUCAGUCACCAAGAAAUUCAUUCAGGACAGUUCAGAUGGACAUGACUCUUUGGAGGAUGCGAGUAUUUGUAUUGAUUUAUUAAAGCAAUAUAUAAUACGAAAAAAGCAAUAA